Arctia plantaginis is the source of this 987-nucleotide messenger RNA. The record is from the annotation of a GenBank genome assembly. Lineage: Eukaryota; Metazoa; Arthropoda; Insecta; Lepidoptera; Erebidae.
AUGGAAUGCUAUGCUUUAAACUGUCGAUCUGACGGUGGUCCUAAAGAAGCUGAGUUGAAGAACAUUUACAAAAAGUGCUUAAAGAUGCAACAAGAGGGCAACAAUUCUACCAAAGGGAAUUCCGAGCAAGACUGGAAGGAAUCUCGAAGUCAACUUCACAGUAACAACUGGGAAAGAGGUCGAAUGGGCAAUAAGGAAAAUAGGAAUAAUAGAGAUGAUAGAAUGAGCAGUAGGGACAAAAUGAAUACUAGAGACGACAUGAUGGGUAACAAUGGAGAUCGAAUGGGUGGUAACAAUGAUAGGAUGGGGAGUAAAAGUGGUAAGAUGGGUUUUAACAGUGAUAGGUCGGGUAGUUCUAGUGAUAAAAUGGGUAGUAGUAGCGAUAGAAUAGGUUAUAGUGACAGAAUGGGGGAACGAAAGGAUAGAUAUGGCAAUACUGAUAAUAGUCGUGACGAAAGAUAUGAUCAGAAUGAGUAUUUUAAUAGAAGAGAAGAUUUCCCUCAAAGUGGAGAAUACGGAACUGGAAUGUCCCAAUAUAGCAAUCAUCAUUCCACUACAUCACCAAAAAGGUAUAAACGCGAAAAACGGCCAGAAAACUCUGGACAAAGAAGUCAAUAUAAUCCAAAUACCCAUAAGAUUAAGCUUUACGAAGAUAAUUUUAGAAGUGAUGAGAAAAAUUCUACCGAGAAUAAUUCUAGUAAGGAAAUGGACAAUAAAGCUUGUGCGCUACAUUGCUUUAUGGAGAAUUUGGAUAUGACAGGGGAGGACGGCAUGCCAGACAGGUAUAUGGUGACACACGCUAUCACUAAGGAUGUAAAGAAUGAAGACCUAAGAGAUUUCUUGCAGGAAUCUAUUGAGGAGUGUUUCCAAAUUCUGGAUAAUGAAAACUCUGAUGACAAAUGCGAGUUCUCCAAGAAUCUGAUGUUGUGCCUUUCUGAAAAAGGCAGAGCUAACUGUGAUGAUUGGAAAGACGACUUGAAGUUUUAG